AUGGACGAUGCCGAGCCACUGGUUGUGGAAUCAAAAAUCAGCAUUUUCGGCGCUCCUUCGACGCUCAAUGUUGCUCGACAGCAACCACUCUCCAGCAGAACUUCGGUGAAACUCUGUUUCUUGAUCGGAUCCAGCGAGCUCGUGAAAGUUGUCGGCUCGUACGGGAUCCGGUACUACAAUGGCGAUACUUUUCCGAUGGACCAAACAUUUUUCGUGGUGCUCCUGGAGCUCAGCAAAGCUCUGGUCUGUUUCUUCGUGCAUACUCUCACGCACGAGGGCUCGGCCUGGUCACCGUUCAACUGGAGACUCCUUCUACCGAGCGUAGUUUACGCAAUGACGAACAACAUAUUCCUCCUAUCGCUGGCCUAUGUCACGCCGGCCGUGUGGAUGGUGCUCGUGCAAGCAAGGAUACCGCUGACAUUAUUUCUGUACAAAGUGUUAUUCCGGAGAAUCAUAAGCGGCUCUCAGUGGAUUGGAGCCUCCCUCAUGUGUAUCGCCAUCGGGGUUUGUCAGCUGCCGGAACUCAGUGCGGGAGUCACGCGCAAUCUCGCUGUUGCUUUCGUGCUCGCUUUGUUAAAUUCAGUUUUAUCGGCUAGCGCUGCCGUCUAUACGGAGUUGCUCUUCAAGAAUCCUCAGCACUCCAAUAUUUGGAAGCAACAGUUCCAGAUGUACACGGGCGGAGCUGUUUUCGCUCUGGUGCCGUUCAUCUACUCGUCUCUCGUCUUCCAAAAAGAACUGAUAUCGGAGGCUCCGGCGUCGAUCUGGUGCCUGGUAUUAUUGACGUGGUUUACGGCGGCGAUGCAUGGGAUCUGUGUCGCGCUCUUGGUGAAGAAAUUGGACAACGUCGUGAAAUAUCAAGUUGCGUGUGUGGUCCAUCUCCUGAAUUCCGGCCUGAAUCAACUAUUGUUCCCCGAUCGAUUCACACUGACCCCCCAUUUCGCCAUAAGCCUCAUCAUAUUAUUUUACGCCGUGCACGUAUACGAGAACAGAACGUUCGCUCUGACCAAGCGGUGA
Messenger RNA from Galendromus occidentalis (western predatory mite), 1014 nucleotides. Its product is annotated as CMP-sialic acid transporter 1-like. Gene Ontology annotation, biological process: pyrimidine nucleotide-sugar transmembrane transport. Gene Ontology annotation, molecular function: pyrimidine nucleotide-sugar transmembrane transporter activity. Gene Ontology annotation, cellular component: Golgi membrane. Lineage: Eukaryota; Metazoa; Arthropoda; Arachnida; Mesostigmata; Phytoseiidae. Bases 1 to 1014 code for a protein of 337 amino acids. The transcript has 2 exons. The record is from RefSeq and is a predicted model, not a curated record.